UGGAAAGUAAGAAUGUUCACGCCAUCAAAUACGUGUAAAUCGAUUAUACGUGAUUACGAUUACACGUAGAGACUGCAGGAAAAGUUUCCAGGCCUUACGUAGAAUGAAAUAUCCAAGCGUAUCACUCAGCUGGAAGCAUGAAGAAACGCUACAACUUUUCGAACUUAUGGAAACAGAAGAUGAUUGGCUUGUAUGCGCCAAAAAACUCGCAGAAAACUUUGGAGAUGAAAGACCGGCUGGUUUUUUUACCGAAAAAUUGUGUAAAGAUGAGUUUGAACGUGUCAUGUCAAGUGGUCAUCCGGAGCAUUUCCUACGGAAACCAGGUGAAAAGUAUUCCCGAAAAGAGCUUAUUCAUGCUUGGGCAGUUUAUUUAAAAAAGGAGUUGAAAAUCAAGAAAGCACAAGAGGAAGAGUUGCUUUUGGUGAAAUUACGUCAGAAAGCAGGUCUUUUUAAUCGUUUAUUCUCAUCUGAUAGUGAUUUAACGGAUAAGGAAAUAGAAAAAUUGCUGGAGGAAGCUCGUGAAGAAGAUAGCGCGCGUGAUCAAGAAAUUGUCCGAAAGGAAAUUGAAAUUGGUACGAAAAAUUUAAAAGAAUAUCUAAACCUUCACGAAACAAAUCCAAUUAAAUAUCCACAGUUGAAGAUCAUCAUACCACCAUCUCAUCCACUCCAGACGUCCGCCAAUGAGGCACCAUUUUCUCCAAUUAAGCCGCUUUUCGAAGGCCUUACCUUUGAACCACAGAUAACUUCGCAGACAAAGACACCGCCUGUUGCAAAUACCACUUCUGGCUCUCCCUUAUCCAGGAAGGUUAGCAGUCCACAACAUCAAACUGCUCCGUUGGAAAUGUUGGCUAACGAAACUUUAGAUAGUGCAGAAAGACUAUCAUCAACUCAAGGAAGAUUACGAACAUUGUCAGUUAGCUCACGGACACAAGUAUCGGUCGAAAAUAAUGCACUGUCGUGUCAAGCCGAACUAGCUGAAAAUUCGGAAAACUUCACAUCGCAGUCGCUAUCGAGCGAGUUAAUCCUGAAGUCACCUUCGAAAAUCAGUGUUGACGAAAUUCAAACUGCUGCAUCGGAAACACCAGAUGAGGUUAAACUCCCUUAUGUUACUAUUAAAAAUGAACUAGAGGAAGGAUUCAGUCCAGUGAUGGAGGAGGUAGUUGAAAAGAAAGAAACGAUGAAAACAAGACGAGCGCAAAAAAUUGUUACACGAUCAUCGGGUGGCUCAAAUAACAUGGAUGGUGAAAUAACAUCACCAGUGCAACAUGAGCAUUCCUUAAGAAAUCGUCGUUUUUCUGUUGCUUCCACCAUUUCCCAGAAAAAUACAAAGAUAUCCGGUUUUAUCAGCAAAGAGGAUAAAAGUGUUGCAGAAGAAGAGGAAGAUGAAGGAAAAUUACGACGAUCGGAAAGAUGUCAUACGAAGACUAAUGUUGAAACUAGUGCAUCUGCUGUACCUGUACAAACGGGAAGGCGAAAACGAGCGGCGAAAUUGGAAAUUCUUGAUAAUAAUGAGGAAGAAGCGAAGGCAACGCCUGCCAAACGACGACGAUUGUCCAGCAGAGAUGUUGAGAAUGCUGAAAGAAAGGAUAUUAAAUAUCGAAUUGAAAGUAACAUCGAGUUGCAGUCCAGUCCAGAACCUGAAAAAGAAGUUCAAGAAAAACAUGUUGUGGAGGGAGAAUCGGAUGAUGAUAAAAAGCUCGUCGAUUUGCGCACACGAAGUAGAACAUUAAAAGUAGCUGUCGCUACUAGUGAGAAAGCGAAAGAAAAAGCAGGACCAUCUUCAGAAAUUUCUUCAAUUCGAUCGCCGAAAAGAAAUACAGUCGUGACACGUUCAAGCCGUCGACAAACAAGAAGAGGUGGUUCGACUGAUGGCGAUAUAGAACAAAAAGCUCUUAUGGUUACUGCAUGGCGAAUGGUGUCCAGUCAUCGGCAUGCUGCCAUUUUCGCUCAUCCUGUAUCCGAUCGAGAUGCUCGAGGAUACUCAAAAAUCGUUAAGAGUCGUAUGGACUUGAGCACAUUAAAAAAACAGCUAGAUGGUGGUAGUCUGUCAGGAAUGAAUGACUUCAAACGAAAUGUUCUGCUGAUGUUUGCGAAUGCGGUGAUGUUUAACAGUACCGGUCAUGAUGUAAACCACUAUGCGAAAGAAAUGGCCGCUGAUACGCUGAGCUCACUUAAGAUGCUUCAGAAAGAUGUAUUAUUUGUUCGGGGUAUCACACAUAUGACUCGAAGGACUGCUGCCUUUGCGGCAGAAGAGGCUAAAUUUGAACGCUCAAGAUUUUCAAGUCCACGUGUCACUCCUGUGAAUUCAGAAGAGCCUGGCAAGGAGAAAACAUCUGACAAUGCUUCACGAGAAACUAGUGAGACUCCGAAACCGCGUGGCGGACGAACCUCUAAAGAAUGAUUUUAUCGCUUCUUAAUUUCCCAUUCCUAUGAUUGUAAGUUAGCUUUCAUUUGUAUUUUUUAACUUUCCCUUUAUAAUGAUGACCACUGUUAGUGGCAUUUUCAUGUAACUGUCCAGUAAUUCUUGCUAAGCAAAAUGAGAUGUUAUUCUUCCUAACUUUUUACUUUCAAGCACGUACUUCUUUUCCUUUAUCUACCUUACCUUCUCACUUACUUUUUGGUCUCUUAUCCUCUUUAAGCUUCUAGUUUCUCUUGGAAAUACUUUCUUCCAUUUUCUCUUGCAAAUACUGACAAGAGCAGUUAGUUUUUUACCCUUUAUAGUUUACAAUUUUUAUCCCAGAUAUAAACGAAAUAUCAUGACACUUUUGAUUGAAAAUUAGAAUAUCGUUUUGUGAGAUGUGUUGUAUUGUUUGUCAUUCAGAUUUUUCUUCCCCGUUCAUACGAGGGACAUAAAUUUCCGAUUCAUU
Messenger RNA from Loa loa (African eye worm), 2867 nucleotides. RefSeq lists its product as hypothetical. The coding region runs from base 104 to 2401 and encodes 765 amino acids. NCBI's taxonomy places the organism in Eukaryota, Metazoa, Nematoda, Chromadorea, Rhabditida, Onchocercidae. The transcript is spliced from 18 exons. The record is from RefSeq and is a predicted model, not a curated record. Gene Ontology annotation, molecular function: protein binding. Gene Ontology annotation, cellular component: NuA4 histone acetyltransferase complex.